This is a messenger RNA of Cyclocybe aegerita, 1812 nucleotides long. The record is from the annotation of a GenBank genome assembly. NCBI's taxonomy places the organism in Eukaryota, Fungi, Basidiomycota, Agaricomycetes, Agaricales, Hemipholiotaceae.
AUGCCGUCUAAUCUUUCUGAAUUUAAGCAAGUUGAUCUUCGUAUACGAACCCUCACAGCGAUCUUGCAAUCCAUGCACCAAGCAGAACCUGCACAGAGCACUCGGCGAGAUGUCCCUCCUCUUUUGCGCCACAUGGCAACUCUUCUCACUUGUGGGAGCAACAAGGACCCCAAGGCUGCACAGGUUGUUGCUAUCGCCGGAGUUGUUGAAGAAAGAAGCAUCAAAGCCUUGGUGGUGACCCAAAAUGCGGCAGCAAAGGAGUCAACACCAUUCUCGUUGAAGGGCCACCAGAUUGUGAAAUCGAAUGAAUCGUUCGACGCGAUAAUUUCAGGCCCGGCCAGUGUUCCCCUCGAACGACACAUUGUCGACCUCCUGGCUCUCUUACCAUCCUGCAAUCUGAACGAUGAGGUCCAGGUCGAGAGUCUCAUGACAUUCGUCACUAUGCGGAGCAUCCGCAAACUCCACGCGCGCUUGACAUCUGAUGAAAAGAUAUGGAAUAUCCGGGUCGCCCAGAUUCUGACAGAUUGGAAGCCUGCCGAAGGCGACUACCCUUUCGAACCUUUCUGGGUGAGCAAACCUGUAUGGCCUGUCAACAUCGACAGGAUGCGAUCCAUGAUGGAGAAAAGAGGCGAGGGCGACUCGGAGGAAUGGCUUUUCUCGAUGAAGUCUAUUGGGAUAUGGGCCAACACCCUCGGGACUAUGUUGUCCGUCCUUGAAUCCUACAUCAAGGAGUAUAAAGGCUUUCCUCAGGACCUUCGGGAGAAACCAAUGAAAGCGUCGAAAAGGCAGCUGAAGAAGGACGUUCAAGAGAAACUGGGGGAAAUUAACGCCAUCGUCUUUUCAUUGUACCGCUUCCUGACCAAACAUGUGCUAAUUGUGAAGAAAAUCCUAGCCCAGAAAUCCCUUGAGGCCAUGUUUCUGCAUCAAAAAGUUGACGUCCUCGAUGGCCAGCCGACGGGAGACCUUGACGAGCCGGAGGGAGAUCCUGACGAGCCGGCGAGAGACCUUGACGUGGCAGACGAAAUGGACGAUGAGCACCUAGAGCUAACGCCCGAGGGCCAGGAAACCGAAGGUAAUCGUGUUUAUAGGUACCUUCAGACAAUAGCUGCGUGGCAGGCGGCCAUAGAAAUCCUGCUCCAGCCGAAGUAUCGGGCUGUCCUAGCUAGCAUCUCUGUUGGCUUGGUUGAAGUUUCCGGAAGGGAAACAGGCUUGAUGAACCGCGACGAGUUUGCUGCAGCAUUCCUCGCAAGAGCCACUGCGACAUCCGAUGACGAAGUCGAAAUACGCGGCAUCCUUACAUCGUUUACUCCCACCCAGUUUGGCGGCACCAUUCACGCCGAGGCGAGUUUGAUGGGUCUUCUCGCCUACUUCUCGCACCCGGACACCACCACCGGCAAAUACAUCGAUGACAUGGAUGCUGAUGCAUUAAAGACACUCUUCGAGCCAGUGCUUGCAAUGGCUACUACGCCAACUAUUGGUGUAGGCAAGAAGUGUUGCUGGUGCUGCUACAAGCUUGCUCAGCUCCUGAAGGCACGCCAACAAGAAAUAUUACUUCCUGGCACGCAUGGGGUCUUGUACGCCUGGUGCCCACCUCGCGUUGGAGUUGACAUACAGGUACUCAAAAUAAUGGAGAAGGAAUUAUGGGAGAAACUGGAGAGGGUGGUAGCUCACAGACUUGCCCAGAGAUCCUUUGUGAAAACACACUCUCGUCAGAGUUCAGGAGAAUUGCAAAUGCUGCCUGCUCGUGCCUGCUUCUACGAAUUGUCUCGUACCAAGACCGUGAAAUCGUCCACUCGUGGACUCACGUUGUGA